Molecule: messenger RNA, 2385 nt
Organism: Paracoccidioides brasiliensis Pb18
Exons: 1
Coding region: 1-2385 (794 amino acids)
Biological process (GO): DNA replication initiation; DNA replication
Cellular component (GO): replication fork protection complex; nucleus
Molecular function (GO): single-stranded DNA binding; DNA replication origin binding
Source: RefSeq, a predicted model, not a curated record
AUGAGUUCCCCAAAUGGCCGGAAGAAAAUUCAAGAGAUACAAAACCGUAGACACGCCGCCAAGUCCGCAGCGAAAAACAUCGAUACCACACCGUACGCGCGAACGAAAGCCAACCAUCAACUGUUGGAAGAUGGGUUGGGAAAUGAUAUCGAGGAAGAUGAUGAUGAGGAAACACUGCAAUUGAAACUGGCCGCGAUUGAGGCACGAUUGAAACUGAAGAAAUUACAGCAGAGCAAGUCCAAACCAACACCAUCAGAUUUUGAGGCGAGAUCCAACGGCGGUAUACCUGCUACUGCUGCCUCACGGCCAUCCAGCCGGUUCCUUAUGGAGCGCAAACGGAAAGCAGCAGACAUAUCGCAACAGGAGAACGUACAGGUACCAGUGUCGCCCACAAAAAGAGUGGUACCCACUACUGAACCAGUCUCACCGCGACGCAUUGUACUUGGAAUCGACAAGGGGAAGAAAGGAAACGAGAUAUCUUUAAGGCGCCCCCCAACUUCUAGGCCAGCGGGAAGACCAAUACGCUCUGCGGGAGGAUACAGGGAUGAUGUAUUAUUGCGAAGGGGACACUCUUCAGCCGGUCGAAGCACAGGCAUUGCAUUUGAUGAAGCAGUACAAAGACCCAAGAGCUUUAGUGAAAGGAUUGCUGAAAGCAGAUCAAUUGAUAAAAGCAGGACAGAGAGGGCACAACUUCUGCACCGUAAAAGAACUUCUGCGUUUGCGGUGAACAAGGAGGAGAUGGAGCGAUUUCAGCUUGCGGCAAAGGAGGAAUCAGGCAAGGCAUCCGGCUUUGAGUCUCCAAGAAGAGGAUACCACGUUGAGGAGUUUACUAGAGCCGAUGUCAUUCAAUCUUUUCAUCGGCCAGGAUCCGCACUACUGAAAACCAAAAACAUACCGAGCAUUCACGCAAGUCCCUCUGCUAGAGUACCAACCACUGUACAUGGAGCUACUAACCAAACUCUGGAAUUUCCAAGCCAGGCAGACGGGGGUGCUGCACAAUCAUCACUGAAGAACAAUGACAGUACCGGGAAAGACGAGCAAGAUAUGAACCCUACUAAAUCCUCUGAUCCGUCCAAGUUUGAGCCGUUUUCUGGCCUUCGCCUUUCAAGUCGCAUUUUGCCUCACUCAUUCCUGACCCGAACCCUUGAUUCCAAAAGUCCAAUGCGAAUUCCCGACCUUCUAAAAACUAUUAAAGGGCCUCAAUUUGAUCCCCCAGACACGGAUGGCGAUUACGUUGUAUUUGGCAUAAUCGCCUCGAAGUCAACCCCGAAGGAUCACCAAGAUGUAAAAAAGGGCACAUGCAAAAAAGCAGAUCCUGACGAUGACGGUUCAAAAAAUACCUCCAAGUACAUGGUUCUCACCCUGACGGACCUAAAAUGGUCCAUAGAUCUUUUCCUCUUCUCCACCGCAUUCCCCAGAUACUACAAACUCGUCCCAGGCACCGUCAUUGCCAUCCUAAACCCGUCGAUAAUGCCACCUCCGCCUAACAAAGUCGACACCAACCGCUUCAGCCUUACCCUAAACUCAUCUGACGACACUAUUCUCGAAAUCGGCAAAUCCCAAGACCUCGGAUUCUGCAAAUCCGUAAAAAAAGACGGAAAAGUAUGCGAAUCGUGGGUCGACGGCCGAAAAACCGAAUUCUGUGAGUUCCACAUCGACCUCCAAUUACGCAAGACAACAGCAAAGCGGAUGGAAGUGAACAGCGGACCCGGCCUCUUUGGACCGGGUGGGCGUUCGGGCUCCCGCAGUGGCAUGUUUAGCAGGAGCCGCGCGCUUCAAGAUCGGGACCGGUAUGGACUGAAGUCUGAAGGCGCGCAGACAGACCGGUCUACAGGAUCUACGUAUUACGUUGCCCCUCCGGUUCCAGGAAGUUUCUCAGCGGCUCGCCUACUCGAUGCAGAUGAUCCGUUCAUUGCUGCUGCGAAUGACUUUCAGCGCGGUGGUAAUAGUAAGCUGGAUCGCAUGCAGAAGCGCCUCGCGGACCAAGAGCGGGAACGCAACAUUGCAAAAUCGCUUGGGCAAUCUAGUUCCGUUGGGGCUGAAUAUCUUCGCCAUAGACAGGCGAAUAGCGCUUCUGGGCGUGAUGGUGCUGCUGUUGUUGUUACCGGUAGUAAUGGGCUCAAUUCUGCUUCCGUAAAUGGUAGAAGAGGGGACAAAUACUCUGCGCGUGCGGAACAAUCAGCACGGAUAGCGCUGGAAUUGGACAGCACGACGAAAAAUGCCAGUAAUGUCAAGUUGGGUCCGAUGAAGAAGUGUGCUGUUAAUAAGAAGACGAGGUUUGUUACUGCCAAGGGCAUCAGGGAUGCUGGGAGGGAUAGCAUGGGUGGUCCUGUGGAGGUUGGUAAUAACAAUGUCGAUUAUGAUGAUGACUUAGAUAUUACGUAG